AUGUGCCCCAAAAGGAUGGAUCUGCCCGAAAAUGGGGCGGGUGAGCCCCAGACCCCCUGGACCCCCUGGACCCCCUGGAGCGAGUGCUCGGCCUCCUGCGGGCCGGGCCACCAGCGCCGGUACCGCUUCUGCGCCCCGCAACCCGCGGCACCCUGCUCCGAGCCGCAGUCCCAGGAGCGCCCCUGCGUCCUGCAGCCCUGUGCCUGGCCGGGUGGCUGGAGCCCCUGGAGCCCCUGGAGCAGCUGCAGCCGGAGCUGCGGGGCCGGCGUGCGCAGCCGGAGCCGUGCCUGCUCCAGCCCCGCGCCCCAGGGAUGGGGAGACUUCUGCGAGGGCCCCCCCGUGCAGCUGGAGCCCUGCGGCACCCAGGAGUGCCCCGCUCCCGACUGCGCCGCGGUGCCGGGCUCGGUGUUCAGCCCCUGCGGCCCCCCCUGUCCCCGCUCCUGCGAUGACAUCUCG
Messenger RNA from Oxyura jamaicensis (ruddy duck), 456 nucleotides. Its product is annotated as SCO-spondin-like. The annotation marks the transcript as partial. The record is from RefSeq and is a predicted model, not a curated record. Gene Ontology annotation, molecular function: metalloendopeptidase activity. NCBI's taxonomy places the organism in Eukaryota, Metazoa, Chordata, Aves, Anseriformes, Anatidae. Gene Ontology annotation, cellular component: extracellular matrix. The transcript has 4 exons. Gene Ontology annotation, biological process: extracellular matrix organization.